Molecule: messenger RNA, 1901 nt
Organism: Nannospalax galili (Upper Galilee mountains blind mole rat)
Lineage: Eukaryota; Metazoa; Chordata; Mammalia; Rodentia; Spalacidae
Gene: Tomm34
Product: translocase of outer mitochondrial membrane 34
Exons: 7
Coding region: 120-1049 (309 amino acids)
Cellular component (GO): cytosol; mitochondrion
Molecular function (GO): heat shock protein binding
Source: RefSeq, a predicted model, not a curated record
GGGUCCCUCAAAGCCAGUCAGUUGCUGGACCAGAGUGCACGCAGCUGGUGCUUCCGCCCGGAAGCCGUUCGUACGACUUGCCGGGAGCGUGGGUGCGGGCAGCGGAGUUGCUCCCGGGGAUGGCCCCGAAACCCUCAGAUUCUGUGGAGGGGCUCCGCGCUGCCGGCAACCAGAGCUUCCGCAACGGCCAGUACGCCGAGGCCUCGGCGCUGUACGAGAGUGCACUGCGGCUGCUGCAGGCACGAGGUUCUCCAGACCCUCAAGAGGAAAGUGUUCUCUAUUCAAACCGUGCAGCAUGUCACUUGAAGGAUGGGAACUGCACAGACUGCAUCAAAGAUUGCACCUCAGCACUGGCCUUGGUUCCCUUCAGCAUCAAGCCCUUGCUGCGACGGGCAUCUGCCUAUGAAGCCCUGGAGAAGUACCCUCUGGCCUAUGUUGACUACAAAACUGUGCUACAGAUUGAUAACAGUGUGGCAUCGGCCCUGGAAGGCAUCAACAGAAUAACCAGAGCUCUCAUGGACUCACUUGGGCCUGAGUGGCGUGUGAAGCUGCCCGCUAUCCCCGUGGUGCCUGUUUCAGCCCAGAAGAGGUGGAAUUCCUUGCCUUCUGAGAACCACAAAGAGACAGCUAAAAGCAAACCCAAAGAGACUACAGCUGCAAAGAGCAGAGUGCCUUCUGCUGGGGAUGUGGAGAGAGCCAAAGUUCUGAAGGAAGAAGGCAAUGAACUUGUAAAGAAGGGCAGCCAUAAGAAAGCUAUUGAGAAGUACAGUGAAAGCCUCUUGUUCAGUAACCUGGAGUCUGCGACAUACAGCAACAGAGCACUCUGCCAUCUGGUCCUGAAGCAGUACAAGGAGGCAGUAAAGGACUGCACCGAAGCCCUCAAGCUGGAUGGGAAGAAUGUCAAGGCAUUUUACAGACGGGCUCAAGCCUACAAGGCACUCAAGGACUACAAAUCCAGCCUUGCAGAUAUUAGCAGCCUCCUACAAAUUGAACCCAGGAAUGGCCCUGCACAGAAGUUACAGCAGGAAGUUAACCAGAACCUGAACUAAAAUCCCCAAAGGCCAGGAGCAACCCUUUAUCCAUCCUUCCCAGAGAAGCCAGGGUCCUCCUCUGCAUCUGUCCCUGACACCCAGCAUGCCCCCGAAGGAGUGCUAAAGCCUCACCCGCUUCAGCCCCUUGGAGAGGCAGCAGCCUUCCACCUGAGAGGCUUUGCUUGUUCAAAGUAAGCCCGUUGUAGACAAACACAGGACUUCUUGUCUGAAAGGUUCCCACUGGAGCUAAAGUGUGAAGCUAAAGCCCUCACCCUAUCCCCCUGCUUCAGUCUGGUCCUUGUCAACAAAGUACUUGACUUCAUCCCUGACCCAGAUGUGCUGCAGACUGAAUGUUGCCCUUGUAGCUUCCCAGACCCUACUUUUCUACAGUUAAUCUGAGUUAGGAGGGUAAUGUUUGACAGACUAAAACCCUGGCCCACUUAUAUCCAAAGCGGCCUGUUGAGCUGGUUCUCCAAGGCUGCAACCUCCCCAAGGAGGCAGCUGCUGUCCAUGCCCUGUCCUUGGCACAUUGCCCUGUGUCGAGCCCCAGUGCCUUUAGUCCAGAUCCUCCUUUGUGGGAAAGCAGAGCUCUGACCCUUGGGGGCUCUGUCCAUGGCUCUGUGUUGUUGCCUUCUGUGUGGAGCUACCUAAGCUAUUUCAAAGAGCCCUGUGGUGAUGGCCAUUCCUCCUGGGAUCAGGAGAGAGGCCUCCUUGAGGUCAGUGUCCUAUUCUGAGCCGGAACUGAACUUUCCCCCCAACAGCAGCCCCUGCAGGCUUCUUUGUUCUUUGUUUAUAUGUUGAAGUUAAUUUGAACUGACUGAUUUUAUUGACCUGUGUGUUUAAGCUAUUGCAUUAAAAGGCUUUCUUCUA